AUGCUUCGUCAACCAGGGACACAGAUCAAACUGACUAACGUCUCCAUAGUGCGGAUGAAGAAAGGUGGCAAGCGAUUCGAAAUUGCUUGCUAUAAGAAUAAAGUCAACGAGUUUCGGUCCGGCAUAGAACAUGACCUCAGCGAGGUGUUGCAAAUCGAGCAGGUCUUCUCAAACGUUCCUAAAGGGCUCGUGGCAAAGAAGGAAGAUUGGGAGAAGGCGUUUGGGACAGCGGAUUUGACGAAGGUCAUUGCUGAGAUCCUUCAAAAAGGCGAACUACAAGUGAACAACCUCGAACGUUCUCAUCAAUUAUCAUCACUCAAUAGAGAGAUAGCUACCCUCGUAUCGGAGAUGACAAUUGAUCCCACUACUUCCCGGAAACAUACCGUUUCCAUCAUCGAAAAAGCAAUGUCGGAUCUUGGAUUUUCAGUCAAACAGGAUAAACCCGCCAAAGCACAAGCUCUGGAUCUGAUCAAACGUUUACAGACCGAUGGCAUUCUUCCUAUACGAAGAGUGAGGAUGAGGGUAAGGGUCGUUCUUCCCGGCAAGGGAGGAGCCAAAGACAAGAUCAAAGAGAUGGUGGAGGAGGUCGAAGAGGAAGAACAAGGGCAAGAAUGGGAAGCAAUCGUGCAGAUAGAACCCGGCGCCUUCCGGAAAUUGACAGAUUUGGUGAUUAACGAGACCAAGGGCAAGGGAAGGGUUGAGAGUAUGGGUGGAGUAGAGGCAUGA
Messenger RNA from Tremella mesenterica DSM 1558, 726 nucleotides. RefSeq lists its product as uncharacterized. The record is from RefSeq and is a predicted model, not a curated record. NCBI's taxonomy places the organism in Eukaryota, Fungi, Basidiomycota, Tremellomycetes, Tremellales, Tremellaceae. The coding region runs from base 1 to 726 and encodes 241 amino acids. Gene Ontology annotation, biological process: cytosolic ribosome assembly; ribosome biogenesis. The transcript is spliced from 6 exons.